AUGAUAGAGGGCGCGCGGGGAUUACUCACGCGUCAGAACCGGGCCGUCGCGUCCGUGGCUCGGGGGGUUCGUCCGUCACCACAGCAGCAGCAGCGGUUUUGCGGUCACUUGCGUUUGCUACGCUCCUCCCCCCCAUCGGUUGGGACGCGGGGGGUCCCUGUGUGGCGGCGGGUGACAGCGACAGGAGCAGCUCGGUUCUCGUCGAGGGAUGCUGGCGCUGGCGCUGGUGCUGGCGCUGGGGUGCGGAUUGCGCAGGGGGAGGAUGCCGAGCUUGUGCGGGCGGGAUUGGAAGGGUUGGUAGGGCGGGGGUGGGAGGUGGAUGCGGCGGGGAUGGGGAUUCAGAAGACGUUUCAUUUCCGGACGUAUUUCAAGGCUGUGAGUUUUGUCAAUGUGGUUGCGUCGCAGAGCGCGGUGAAGAAACAUCAUCCGACCAUGACCGUGAGGAUUGGGAGUGUGGAUGUACACUGGACGACGCAUCAUCCGCAGGGCCUCUCGCAGAAGGAUAUCGCGAUGGCGCAGCACUGCGAGGAGGGCGCCGAGUUGAUGGGGUCGGUGCAGGAGACGCAGGGGAAGAAGUGUGCGCCGCCGCCGACGGCAUCGCUGGGGGCGCCGUCAAAGGGUCAAUCAGAGUCAUAA
Molecule: messenger RNA, 636 nt
Organism: Aspergillus clavatus NRRL 1
Lineage: Eukaryota; Fungi; Ascomycota; Eurotiomycetes; Eurotiales; Aspergillaceae
Product: 4a-hydroxytetrahydrobiopterin dehydratase
Exons: 3
Coding region: 1-636 (211 amino acids)
Biological process (GO): tetrahydrobiopterin biosynthetic process
Molecular function (GO): 4-alpha-hydroxytetrahydrobiopterin dehydratase activity
Source: RefSeq, a predicted model, not a curated record